Messenger RNA from Copidosoma floridanum, 918 nucleotides. RefSeq lists its product as uncharacterized. The record is from RefSeq and is a predicted model, not a curated record. NCBI's taxonomy places the organism in Eukaryota, Metazoa, Arthropoda, Insecta, Hymenoptera, Encyrtidae.
AUGACCUUCGCGGAGCGACACCCACCCAUCCUUGACGGCGCUUGCCCUCUCGCCACGCUUACGAUCACGUGGGCCCAUCACCAAGCGCUCCACGGGGGCUCUCGCACCACCAGCGCGUACACCUUCAAGCGUGCUUGGAUCAUUGGUGGCUCCCGGAAAGUCAAGGCUUUCCUACGCAGUUGCGUUACUUGUGCUCGCCUCCAAGCCCGAUCAGCUGUCCAAUUGAUGGCUCCUCUCCCGCGGUCACGAGUUACUCCCUUUCGCGCCUUCGGUCGCACUGGGAUCUAUUACGCUGGGCCGUUCCACGUCCUCGCAGCUAAGGGCCGAGGCGUUCGCACCACGAAGGGUUACAUCGCCAUAUUUGUCUGUCUCACCACGAAGGCACUACAUCUGGAGCUCGUAGGCAAUCUAUCAACCGUCUCCUUUCUUACGGCUCUCACCCGUUUUUCUGGUUGCCGGGGAAGACCGUCUGAACUCUGGAGCGACAACGCGACGUGUUUCCAUGGAGCUGACACCAAGUUGCGCGAUGCGCUACGUCUUGCUGAGCACCAGUGGGACCUCGUCGCGGGUGCCCUAGCGGAUCAAGAUAUCGAGUGGCAUUUUAUUCCAUCCGGGGCCCCUCACUUUGGAGGUCUCUGGGAGGCCGCGGUCAAGUCCGUCAAAGGUCAUCUCCGACGAGUCAUGAGCUCGCGGCACCUGACGUACGAGGAGUUCUCAACCGUCUUGAUCGGGAUCGAAGCUGUCCUCAACAACCGACCCCUCACUCCACUGUCGGGCGACACGGACGACCUGGGCGUGCUGACCCCCGGUCACUUUCUCAUCGGAGCACCCCUCAAUUCAAUCAUCGAGGCCACGCCACCCGAUCAGGAUCUCGACCAUCUGGCUCACUGGGAGCUUGUCCGGGGCAUCAGAGCAUAA